CCGAGAUGAACGGAAAAAUUAAGGCCCUUCGUCCCCGCAACAUGAUGUUCAUUAACGAUGCUUCAAGCCCUAAAGUGGGCAUCAGCCCAUAUAAUCUUCUUACUAUAUAGGCUCGGCACAGUCUGGUGUAAGUGUCACGAUUUGCACACGGAAGCAACUUCACAAACAUGCUGCACCUCUUGGCAAGUGCUGCACUAGCCCUAACCGUGGUUGCACAGCGACAACCGACUACCAUCAAGUCCCAAGGCAAUCCCAUCCUCGCUGAUGGAUCGUACUUUUCGGCGGAUCCAGGGCCUCUGGUUGUGAACAACACUCUUUACAUCCUUGCUGGUCACGAUGCAGCCCCUCAAAACGACAACUCAUUUAUUAUUAACGAGUGGGAGAUGUUUGUUUCUAAAACCACACCGGAUCCAAAAGGUUCGGAUUGGGACUUCUACCCCGGACUCAUAAAGCCCAAUGACGUCUUCAAGUGGGCUGCACAGGGUACAGCGUAUGCCUCACAAAUUGUUGAGGGACCAGAUGGGAAAUUCUACCUAUAUGCUCCGGUAACGCAAGCGCAAUCGAAUAACGCAGACAAAUUUGCCAUCGGAGUGGCGGUGGCAGACAAUCCCCUGGGGCCGUUCAAGGAUGCCCAUCCUGCGGGACCAAUUCUCUCUCAGUCCGUGCCUGCUCCAGGAAACAACAUCCAGAAUAUUGACCCGACCAUCCUGGUUGAUGAUGAUGGCAAGGUGUACGUCUACUAUGGAACCUUUGGAGCUCUUCGCGGAUACCAAUUCAAGAGCGACAUGGUCACACCUGUCGGCAGUGUCACCACCGUCUCCUCACUCACUGGGUUUUUUGAGGCUCCUUGGAUCAUGAAGCGCAACACAACAUACUACAUGCUGUACGCCGCGAACAAUGCGGGCCCAAAUUCUCCAUGUACGCCAACCUCCUAUCAUGCUUGUAUCGCCUACGGCACAGCAAGCUCACCGCUGGGCCCGUGGACCUUCCGCGGAGUUAUUCUCGAUAUCGUGUCAUCGACGACCUCGCACCCUGGUGCGGUUGAGUUUGGAGACAAGUGGUUUCUCGUCUACCAUACAGCGGACGCGAAGACAGGAGGUAACUUCCGGCGCAGCGUUGCGUUCGAUGUGAUGACUUUCGAUGAUGCUCAGAGUCCUCCUCGCAUCAACAAGGUCGUGCAGACGCGCCAGCCGGCAGGAGCACCUGCGCCGACGCGCAACAUUGCACCACGUGCAAAAGCAAGUUCCGAAAACGCCACCCCAAUUCAGUACUGGAUUGCCGCCGUCAAUGACGGUAAAGUCCCGUUAAAUCCCUUGCCUCCCCAGCUCUGGGCCUCGUAUGCCGGCGACAGCUCACCGCAAAAAUCUACGUUGACACUCACGUGGAGCUCUACGGUGAAGAUAAAUGGCGCACGUAUUGCAUUUUUUGCUGAUCAACCUGCUGGUUCAAAUAUUGGUGUGCCGCCGCCGGCUAGCUGGAGCAUGGAGUACAGAAUCGGUGAGGGAGCGUGGACCAAGAUCAGUGCUACUUACCCCACAUCAGUGAGUGACACACCUCCUGAAGUCAAGUUCAAUGAGAUCAGCGCCACGUCCGUGCGAGCUGUGCUGGUGGCUUCGGGCAGUGGUGGAAAAUUCGGUGGUGUUGGUGUGAAGGAAUGGGAGGUUUUGGCUCCGACAGCCUCCUAGUCACUACGCAGUGCGAGCAAGAGCGCGAUAGAUGUUGCAUCGUGUUUUUGAGUUAGUAAACCCACAGCUUCCACCUUUAUAUCUCAAAGCUUGCAUUGUGACAGUGCGUCUGAAAGUACUUCUAACGAACUAGCAAUGUCACUCUUAUUGACAAGAAUCUCAACACUGUGUUUAGAUUCCAGCAACACAAUAGCUUUUGCACAUUGUAUACACUUUAAAUGUCUAUCAAGACUGUAUAGACCUUGAUUUCUUCGGUCGUGGCUAACACGCCAACAAUCCUCAC
Molecule: messenger RNA, 1968 nt
Organism: Boeremia exigua
Lineage: Eukaryota; Fungi; Ascomycota; Dothideomycetes; Pleosporales; Didymellaceae
Product: glycosyl hydrolase family 43 protein
Exons: 3
Coding region: 168-1685 (505 amino acids)
Biological process (GO): carbohydrate metabolic process
Molecular function (GO): hydrolase activity, hydrolyzing O-glycosyl compounds
Source: RefSeq, a predicted model, not a curated record